AUGAACUUGAUAAUUGUCUUGAUCUGUGAGAAACUUAAAAUAGUUAUUGAUAAUAAGUUCCCACUGACCAUUCAAGCUGAGGCUAGAAAACGCUGGGAAGUUUCUGAUGAGAUAACUCGUUGCUACAUGCUGGCAAGCAUGACCAGUACUCUGUAUAAGCAACUGGAGAGCUAUAAGACUACUAAACCCAUUACUUUGGUUAAAGACCAUGUGACCACUCUUAUGGGCUACUUUGCUGAAGCUGCGGACAAUGAGGAAAAUUUGGACCAGAACAGUCAAAUUGAGAUGGUGUUCAAAAGCUUGUCAAAGGAUUUUGCUAGUUUUAGGGCUGCAUAUAAUCUUGGAAACAAAAACCUGAUGCUUAAACAACUUAUGAAGUAG
Molecule: messenger RNA, 381 nt
Organism: Gossypium arboreum
Lineage: Eukaryota; Viridiplantae; Streptophyta; Magnoliopsida; Malvales; Malvaceae
Exons: 2
Coding region: 1-381 (126 amino acids)
Source: RefSeq, a predicted model, not a curated record